Trypanosoma theileri is the source of this 891-nucleotide messenger RNA. RefSeq lists its product as uncharacterized. The record is from RefSeq and is a predicted model, not a curated record. The coding region runs from base 1 to 891 and encodes 296 amino acids. NCBI's taxonomy places the organism in Eukaryota, Euglenozoa, Kinetoplastea, Trypanosomatida, Trypanosomatidae. The transcript has a single exon.
AUGAUUGUUACAUCUUUUUGUUUGGCGGCUGGCCAGACUUCUGAACCCGGUGGUGGUCAAAGGGUUGAAGAAGGAUCGUCUAUUGCUGUUGAAACUCUUCGUGGUGAAACUGGUCCUUCUGAUCCUGCUGGUGCGAAAUGUGAAAAAAGUCCUCAAGAACAUGGUGUCGCUGCUAGUAGUUCAAACUGUGCUGUGGUUCCAGAUGGUCCUGCUCAGGGAAGAGAAUUGAGUGAGGGACCACAAGUUGAGGUAACUGCUUCUGGCACGGGUGCACAUAAAGAAGAAAUUCCUACCACUUCAUUGACAGAAAGUUCUACAGGUAUCAGUUCACGUGCUCCUGCUUCUCCUUCGCUGCCAACUCCCACUCCCGGCUCCCAACCAGGAUCGAGUGGUGACGGUGAUGCUGCAUCACUUCAUGGCUCGCGUGGAAGUGACGGUGCUCAUGUUCCACAGGAUCAGGAAAAUAACAACCGUGCAGAUCGAGAGCAAACGCAUACUCCUGACAGUGAGCAAGAAGAAGGAAAGAGGCACGGAACUCCAAAUGAAUCACAUAUCAAUUCUUCUGCUGAGACCAGUAAAAGUGAUGCUGAUGCCAAAGAGAAGGAAACUCCGCAGGAACAGACACCCGUUUCACAAGAAUCUCAACCAGACACCAACAAACGUGAGUCUAAUAACGCGGAACCCACGAACUCUGACAAUACACCCAAUAAUGAGGAAUCAACUUCAACCACUACCACCACUACAACCACCACCACAACAACAACACUUCCUCCUGAACUCACAAACAACAAAAAGAGUGAUGCAGACAGCAGCAGCAGUAUCAGCAGUUCUGUGUGGGUGCGUGUACCACUACUGAUUGUGGUUACACUGGCCUGUAUUCUUCUGUGCUGA